This is a messenger RNA of Dama dama (fallow deer), 1117 nucleotides long. RefSeq names its product peptidylprolyl isomerase like 3 (gene PPIL3). NCBI's taxonomy places the organism in Eukaryota, Metazoa, Chordata, Mammalia, Artiodactyla, Cervidae. Bases 395 to 880 code for a protein of 161 amino acids. The record is from RefSeq and is a predicted model, not a curated record. Gene Ontology annotation, molecular function: peptidyl-prolyl cis-trans isomerase activity. The transcript is spliced from 8 exons. Gene Ontology annotation, cellular component: catalytic step 2 spliceosome. Gene Ontology annotation, biological process: protein peptidyl-prolyl isomerization; protein folding.
GUGUUCCUGGUGGGGAACAAAUCAUACAUUCUCUCCCUAGUUCUUCUCGUUUGGGUUACAGAUAGGGAUGGGGGAAGGGAGGACGCGAACAGGCAAGGGGCGUUCUCUCUAAUCGGUCUCUUGCUCGACUUCCGGUGGCAUUUCGAAUCUACAGACCGGUGGGGGCACCUACGAUUGCAUCUUUGCUGUUUUAGCAACAACUGUGCUAAUCGAAGUGGUUAAGGGAUCUUCCCAACCCAGGGAUCGAACUCAGGUCUCCUGCGUUGCAGGCAGAUGCUUUACCAUUUGAGCCACCAGGGAAGCCCGUGUAGUGCACUAGUGAGGCUCGUUUUUGAACUUCUCUCAAUAAACUCUGAGAAAGUAACAGUGUUUCCUGAAACCAUCAAGAAAGAAAAUGUCGGUGACAUUGCAUACAGAUGUAGGUGAUAUUAAAAUAGAAGUCUUCUGUGAAAGGACACCCAAAACAUGUGAAAAUUUCUUGGCUCUUUGUGCCAGUAAUUACUACAAUGGCUGUAUAUUUCAUAGAAAUAUCAAGGGUUUCAUGGUUCAAACGGGAGAUCCAACAGGUACUGGAAGGGGAGGUAACAGUAUCUGGGGCAAGAAGUUUGAAGACGAAUAUAGUGAAUAUCUUAAGCACAAUGUUAGAGGUGUUGUAUCUAUGGCUAAUAAUGGCCCAAAUACUAAUGGAUCUCAGUUUUUCAUCACCUAUGGGAAGCAGCCACAUCUGGAUAUGAAAUACACAGUAUUUGGCAAGGUGAUAGAUGGUCUGGAGACUCUAGAUGAACUGGAGAAGUUACCUGUAAAUGAGAAGACAUAUCGACCUCUUAAUGAUGUACACAUUAAGGACAUAACUAUUCAUGCCAACCCAUUUGCUCAGUAACUAUAAUAGACCUGGACAGAUACUUGGCAGACUCUUCAGGGAACACACCUAUUAUGGUUCACUCAGUUUUAAUUAUGUCAAAGAUUGCAGCUUUGUUUACAACUAAGAUCUUCUGUGAGGUGCUGGUACCAAGAAGGGACAAACAGUGUUUAGUCCUAUUUUUAGAGCAUAUUCUAUGACUAUUAUCUAAUGCAUUUCUUCAAUUAAAAAAAAAAAAAACCUGUGUUUAACUUUGUA